UUUAGUGCUCAUGGUAAAUUUUUAUUCUGUAACGCUCUGAAACACUUUAUUUUAUUAUUUAUUUAUUUUUAAAUACGAUAACGCGGGGUUUUAUCUAAAUAUAUACAGGAGAAGAAGAACAAGAUGGAGAUUAAUAAAAUUGGACAAGCGAAACGGAAGUUUAAUUUUACUACUACUACUACAGAAAAAAAAAAGACGAAAAACAUGACGAUGCUGCGCAUAGAUCCAUAAAGAAAAGAUGACGGUUUUUGUUUACGGUAAUUGUUAUAGCACUGAAAUAAAAAUAAAAAAUAAGUACAAGCUUGAGUGCAAUCUAUAUAAAUCCAAUGGUGUUUGAAAUAAAGUUAGUCAUCUUCGGAUUGUUGCCCGGUAGGCAGAUCUCGAAAUAGUGACCAAAUAUUGGUUUAAUUUUUUGAAUUUAUUGUGGCAGUAUAAGAAGUACUUGGAGAUUAAGCGAAAUGAAGAUGAAGAUGUUGAUGUUGAUGUACUGUGGGAUGUUGAUGGUGGUAAUUACACAUGUCGAAUGUGAGUUGAGGGAUUAUCGGGAUCCCUGGAAAGGGCUGCCGAUGUUGUGUUCAAAAGAGGACCCGCGGAACGUAUCUAUUUCCUGUCACGGAGUGAGAAUUGUUAAGCGAGUUAUACAACAGUUGUUGGAACGUGCUGCCACUACAUCGCGGAUUCAAAUUACUGAUGGAAUUAGCAUCGUUGAUGAAGAGACUCGGGGGAGUGUUCAGUCGGGGGAUAGAAAAGCUAGAACUUUGCAGAGCACGAUUUUGGGAUUGUUCGAGGGUAAAGAGUUGAGAAUUAAAUUGAGUAGUCUUCUGCCUUUUGAUUGGGAGAGUUUGACGAAUGAUGAAGAAGGCCGUAGAAGAAAUGACUACGGACUAGGAGGGGGUAAAAAAGGCAACAACAAUAUUUUCAUAAUGGCACUAUUAAUGGGUAAAAUGUUGGGAGUAAUUGGGUUCAGUACAUUGGGAUUCUUGACAAUGAAAGCGCUGAUGGCUUCCUCAUUAGCGCUAAUGCUGUCGAUUAUUCUGGCGGCUAAAAAGUUUUCAACAAACAGCCAACCCAGUGAAAAUCACAUUGUCUACGCAGCGCCGAUACCAGCACCCGUGGAACCUCAUCAGCGGCGCAGAAGACACGCUCAGGAUAUCAAGAUGUCGCCCUAUCACGGCUGGUUGAAGAGUAAUAUCAAGGUCCUGCCAAAGUCUCUAUGACUAUGAAAAUUUAUUUGACAGAGACGGAAGAUAGAAAAUUUCCUCUAGAUUAAUUAAUAAUUUACCAAAAAUUUAUUUAUUUAUUUAUUUGAAUGUUUACUGAGCUUAUAAUUUAUGGAAUUAAGCUAAAGAAUUUCCGUUUGUAAAAUAUG
Microplitis mediator is the source of this 1369-nucleotide messenger RNA. RefSeq lists its product as uncharacterized. NCBI's taxonomy places the organism in Eukaryota, Metazoa, Arthropoda, Insecta, Hymenoptera, Braconidae. The transcript has 3 exons. The coding region runs from base 459 to 1217 and encodes 252 amino acids. The record is from RefSeq and is a predicted model, not a curated record.